Purpureocillium takamizusanense is the source of this 445-nucleotide messenger RNA. RefSeq lists its product as uncharacterized. The coding region runs from base 38 to 439 and encodes 133 amino acids. The record is from RefSeq and is a predicted model, not a curated record. The transcript has 2 exons. NCBI's taxonomy places the organism in Eukaryota, Fungi, Ascomycota, Sordariomycetes, Hypocreales, Ophiocordycipitaceae.
GUGCUGCAGCACGGUUGACCUAUUGUUGCUCUACAUCAUGUAUUUGCUGGACUCUCAAAAGCUGAUCGCCGCAGGGUUGGCGCUCAUUGACCUCGCGAACGUCGGCGAUUCCGUUGCGAAAGGCAAGGUUCUCGAUUACGCUGUCGAGAAGUGUCUGGAUAGCGAUGGAAACGUGCGCUGCUCAAAACCAUUCCCCGUCAAAGAGGGGUCUUGCUACACUCUCGAGUGGUCUACAGACGGAAAAAUCUCACACACAACCGUCGAGGUCCGCGACGCCGGUAGCGGCGAAAUGGUGUACUAUCGCGACACCAAUGGCGACUGGAAGCCGGAGAAGAACGAGCUCGUUUACCUGGACUUCAAACCCAAGAUAUGGAAGACGGGUAACGACACAGUGGAGUACGAAGUGAAGAACUGCGACGGCGAGGGCAAGGAUUUGUGAAGUGGG